Molecule: messenger RNA, 836 nt
Organism: Phalaenopsis equestris
Lineage: Eukaryota; Viridiplantae; Streptophyta; Magnoliopsida; Asparagales; Orchidaceae
Source: RefSeq, a predicted model, not a curated record
AAUAAAACAUAAAAAAAAACAAAACAAAACAGAGGACCAGUGCCCAACUAUAACUCCGUCCACCACCCCUCCACCCACGUUUCUUCUUUCUCUAAUCCCACAAAUGCCCUGCAAACCAUGUCUUCCGACCCCCCUCUCACUCGAACCCCCCUAAACAUCCUCGACCACCACCACCACCAACCUCUUCUUCCUCUAUCUUCAGCCGCCGCCGCCUCCGGCGGCCUCUCCGCCCCCUCUCCCUCUUCCACCGUUCUCCCCCGCGAGUACCGUAAAGGAAACUGGACCGUCCACGAAACCCUCAUUCUCAUCACCGCAAAACGCCUCGAUGACGACCGACGCACCCGAAGCGGCGCCACAACCUCUUCCGAAGAACCCUCCGCCGCCCCCCGCUCCGCCGAACAGCGCUGGAAGUGGGUCGAGAACUAUUGCUGGAAACAUGGCUGCCUUCGCAGUCAAAAUCAGUGCAACGAUAAAUGGGACAACCUCCUGCGCGACUACAAGAAGGUCCGCGACUACGAGUCCCGUGCUGCUACCUCCUCCGCCGCCGCCGCGCCCAGCUCCUAUUGGUCCCUCGAGCGGCACGAGCGCAAGGAACGCAACCUCCCGACCAAUCUCGCCUUCGAAGUUUACGAAGCCCUCACCGACGUCCUCAGCCGCCGUGCCACUCUCCGCCCGUUAUCCCUGUUUCAUUAUUUUUUGAAGAUGGAUCACUUUGGGGAUUAAAUAAUUUUUUUUUGUUUAGGUGUAUGAUUGGUUGGCUCCAUUCCGAUAGCCGAAUUUGAUCUGUUGUCACCCUUCUAGGGCAGGGGCAAACAGGGUUUGCAACUCUCCAUAAA